Molecule: messenger RNA, 1213 nt
Organism: Syzygium oleosum
Lineage: Eukaryota; Viridiplantae; Streptophyta; Magnoliopsida; Myrtales; Myrtaceae
Exons: 9
Coding region: 260-1066 (268 amino acids)
Source: RefSeq, a predicted model, not a curated record
UGGCGUUUCCAGAUCGCUCGGGGACGUGUGUGUGUUGGUUUCCGCGCGAGCUUCGAGGCGGAGGGAGGGAGGGAGGUGUCCGAUGGCGUCCGCUUGAUCAGCUCUCCCUUCCUAGGUUUGUUCCCCCGCGCGCGCUCGCCGGUUGGCAUUGCGGGAGGCGGAGCCGCGUCCCGCGUGGGGUUGGAGAUUCCGCGGUGGUUUCCCCGGGGGGGCUGUUGCGGUCAUGGUGCUGUAGUCGCUCGGUCGUUCGAAGGAGGUAAUGAAUAUGGAGGAUAGGGGAGGGUCGUUUGUAGCCGUCAGGAGGAUUUCUCAAGGCAUCGAGAGAGGCAAUACCUGCCAUUCAACUUCAGCUGAAGUUGUGGCAGGCUCAGCAGCAUGGCUUGGUCGAGGUCUUUCUUGCGUUUGUGCACAGAGACGAGAGAGCGAUGCUCGUCCCUCAUUUGAUUUAACUCCUGCCCAGGAGGAAAGCUUGCAGAGGCUUCAAAGCCGCAUAGAUGUUGCUUAUGAUAGUUCUGUUCUGGAACACCAGGAAGCUCUAAGGGCAUUGUGGCAUGCUGCCUUUCCAGAAGAGGAACUUCGUGGUUUAAUAUCUGAACAAUGGAAGGAAAUGGGUUGGCAAGGGAAGGACCCAUCCACUGAUUUUAGGGGCGGUGGUUUCAUUUCAUUGGAAAACUUGCUGUUCUUUGCCAGGAAUUUUCCGAAAUCCUUUCAAGAUCUUCUGAGGAAACGGGAAGGUGAUCGGUCAUUGUGGGAAUACCCUUUUGCUGUAGCUGGCGUGAACAUCACAUUCAUGCUUAUCCAAAUGCUCGAUCUUGAAGCAGUGAAGCCACGGACGCUUGUUGGAGCUACUUUCUUGAAGUUCCUUUCUGAAAAUGAAUCAGCCUUUGAUCUUCUAUACUGCAUCACAUUCAAGCUGAUGGACGAUCAGUGGCUUGCCAUGCGUGCAUCAUAUAUGGAUUUUAAUGCUGUGAUGAAAUCGACCCGCCGUCAAAUGGAAAGAGAGCUGCUGCUUGAAGAUGUGACACGUCUUGAGGACUUGCCCUCUUUUGGCCUUCUUGCUCACUAGUGCGGCUCAGUAAGUUCAAAAAGUGAUCGAUGUAGAAGCAGGUUUCGUAGAGUGAACAAGGAGGUUACCUUUUUUUUAGUGUCUCUCUCUCUCUCUAGAUCAUGUUUGUACGUCACGCUACGCUCAUAAAAUGGCUUUGCAUUUACA